This is a messenger RNA of Coccinella septempunctata (seven-spotted ladybird), 642 nucleotides long. RefSeq lists its product as uncharacterized. Lineage: Eukaryota; Metazoa; Arthropoda; Insecta; Coleoptera; Coccinellidae. The coding region runs from base 27 to 539 and encodes 170 amino acids. The record is from RefSeq and is a predicted model, not a curated record. The transcript is spliced from 3 exons.
UCAAAUGUAAUGUUCCUUUGAUUUCGAUGCGCCAGCGACAGUCGCGCGCAAUCUCUAAAAAUCAUGUGUUAAGAAAAUUCUGCCUAGAAAAUUCCAGAAGGGAUUUGAUCAGGAGAAACUCAUGUGCUUCCUUUGUGAUUCAGAUUUGUACCUUUUUAAUUUUAUCUAUAUCUCAUUUCGCAAUUACUAUCUACAUCCUGGAAUUGAGGGUGUUAAUAUUCGUUCUUCAGUUAAUACUUGAGAGUAUACCUAUAGUGUAUCUGCUCCAUUUGUAUUCACCGAUUUGGAUGUUCCGAACUGUACAAAUACUGUAUCAGGAAUUCAAGAAUUUUAUUAGCUUUCCUCCUACAAGGGGGACUGAGGGAGCUCUCAUAAAGACUUUCCUCUCAAGAUUUGAAAUUGAAGAACAUUUUGAAAGGAGAUUUGUAUGCUGUUCUUUUCCAUUUCUCAAGGCAGGAUCCACCGCCUAUCAAAAGGUGCUUGGAAUUCAAAAUCGAUCAGGAAAAAGGUCAGAUCUGUCCAUUUUGAGCAAUUUGUAGAAUUACUUUGUAAAUAAUUAGGAAUAAGUAUUUUAGGAUUAGAUUCAACAAGGUACCUUGGGAUUUUUGGGAAUUUUGGUUCAAUAGAUUGUUAUUGAGGUUU